Anastrepha ludens (Mexican fruit fly) is the source of this 2683-nucleotide messenger RNA. RefSeq lists its product as uncharacterized. Gene Ontology annotation, biological process: peptide metabolic process; proteolysis. The transcript is spliced from 3 exons. The record is from RefSeq and is a predicted model, not a curated record. The coding region runs from base 124 to 2292 and encodes 722 amino acids. Lineage: Eukaryota; Metazoa; Arthropoda; Insecta; Diptera; Tephritidae. Gene Ontology annotation, molecular function: metalloendopeptidase activity.
ACUUUUGUCCUUUGACAUUUCAGUGGUGAUUGUGUAAACGCCUUUCUUGUAAAUUUCAACUUGUGUUCUUGAUUUUUUUUUAAAAGAUCCCAGAAUUAGCCACUUUAUCUGUAAUAAUUGAAUAUGUACACAGUUUUACAUAGAUGUCGGCUAAUAAGCGCAGCAAAGCAAAGCCAAUAUAUCACUCAUCGAAAUGCCGGUUACAUAGUCUUAGUACCUGAAAUCGGAGAGGAUACGCACUCAUCUGAUGAGAUAUUGAAGCCAGAUGGACUGCCAGCAUUUAAUGAUAUUACAAUUGAAAACUGUCUGGGCGCUAUUGGGCAACAGGCAGGCUUGAUGGAGAAAACUGUGAAGAAUAUUGAAAAUGAAAUCGUAGCUCAGAACGCUCCUGUAUGUGCUCUACAAAACAUUUUCACAGAAUUGGAUAAAGUGGCUGGACCUCUUGAUACGACGUGGGGCAUUGCUAAAGCUCUCUAUCUGGGCAAUAGUACCCUUAUACCCACUAAGUCGUAUUUGAAUAUCCACGAGCGCGCACGAAUUGCACGAGCUUCCAAAUAUAACAGCAAAAUAUUAUAUGAUGAACUUGCGCAACAAAUGGAAAAUGCUAGAAGUGACGAGGCUCCUUUGUUGCACCGUUUUGUAUUGGAAGGCAAAUUGAAUGGCCUAACACAGUCGCCAGAUAAACGCGAGAACCUCAAAACCGUUCUCGUGCAGUUGGGCAAAGAACGUGCCAGUUUCAAAAACAAAGUAAACAUGGCUGUGCACACGUUUAGACAUGCCAUUAAAGAUUAUAAUCUAGUUCGCGAUUUUCCUGCCAGUCUUUUGGAGGCAAUGGCUACUGAUUCAACUUCACCAACUCAGGGGCCAUGGAAAAUAACAUUGCAGCCACAAAUUGUUGAGGGAUUCCUAAAAUACUGCCCAGACCGAGUACAGCGCUGGAAUGUGUGGCAAGCAAAUGUUCGUAAAGCGUCUGGACAACAGGAGCGCAGUCUAGAGAACAGUACACAUUUGGAGGGUAUCAGAUCUCUGCGAAAACGUCAAGCUAAUAUAUUGGGUUUCCCUAACUAUGCGACAAUGUCGAUGCAAACCAAGAUGGUUAAAAGUGUCGACAACCUAAAACAGAUCUUUGCGAGUAUUUUGAAGUUUGCAGGACCUGCACAGUCAAGUGAAAUAGAUCAGUUGCAAAAUUUUGCAACCAAUAGUGGAUUCCAGCACAACUUGGAUUUGUACGAUGUCGCUUAUUGGCAACGAAAACAAUUACAUGCCAUACAUCAGUUACACGAAGAAAAGCUGCGCGAGUAUUUUCCUUUGCCAAACGUAUUUGCAGGUCUCAUAAAACUGAGCGAAAAUCUGUUUAAUAUCCGUAUAGUAGAACGAUUAAAUGUAGAGGUUUGGCAACCGGGUGUAAAGUAUUAUGACGUAUUCGAUAAUGAUGCCGGUGUAGCACCAGUUGGUGGCUUUUAUAUUGAUUGCUACUCUAAGGAGAAUAAGUUUGGCAAAAACAAUGGGUGGAUGGUGAGCAUACGAAAUCGCAACCCAGCUGCCCAGCUAACACCCUUAUGCGCUCUAAUUUUUAAUUUUACGGAACCGACCCAAGGUGUACCAUAUCUACUGAAUUUUGAUGAUUUAAACAUGGUCUUCAAAACCUUUGGCUCAGCUUUACAACAUUUACUUACUAAAGCUCCGUACACUGACUUGGCGGGCCUUUCUAAUAUCGAAUGGGAUGCUUCACAAGUGGCGGGUAAUGUGAUGAGCAAUUUUCUUGAUAAUACAGUGAUACUAAAGAAACUGUCCAAGCACUACGCAAGCAAUGAGGUCUUAUCUGAAGAUACAUUGCAAAAAGUACAUCUGUUAAAAACGAGUUUGGCAGGGCAUAAUUUGUGUAAAGAGCUUUACUUGGCAGAUUUAGACAUUGAAUUGCAUCAAUCCGAUGCAUUUUGGCUUGAUGUAGUUAAAAAGUUGUGGCCUGUGUAUCAUUGUAUGCCGCUGGAUAAAAAGGAUGCACACCCUUGUUCGAUGACUGAAAUUUUCUCCGGCGACUGGGCUGCAGCGCAAUUUAGUUAUCUCUAUUCGAAAGUGUUGGCCGCUGAUAUUAGUGCCGAAUUUGAAGGGAAAACCGGAGAUGAAUUGACAACGACGGGAAAACGCUUUAAGGAAACUUUCCUAGCUUUGGGUGGUUCCGUACCAACGGCUGAGGUAUUUCGCCGUUUUCGAGGACGAGAUCCUUCAGUGGAGGCGCUACUUAAGUCUUUAAACAUACUAAUUAAAACACAGACAACUGGCGAAUUGUAGAUGACCUUUUAUGCAGAAUGAUACAUUUAUUUUGUUCGCUGUCGCUUUUUUAUUUAUAUUUUUGUGAAUCUAGCGUUGUCUGAACAAUAAUAAUGAUUCUCUUUAUUUAUAGUUACAUACAUACAUAUGUACAAGUCAUCGUAAAAAAUAUGUUACUUAUAAUGCGACUAGUUGUAGGGUACACGAAUACAAGGGAUUUGAUGUGUGUUGCGUGAAAGCAUCUACAUAUUUGCUUGAUUGCAAAACAAAAAAAACCACCUGCUGCAUUCAGCAACUGAUGGCACUUUAUCAUACUAACAAAACAAAUGAAGAAUAAUAAAAUCGAAAACAAAUUUGUGUUUGAGUACACUGUGAUGCGAAGAUAAUAAAAUUACUUCUAGUAAGCCACUUU